This is a messenger RNA of Bactrocera tryoni, 2262 nucleotides long. RefSeq names its product probable arginine--tRNA ligase, cytoplasmic (gene ArgRS). The coding region runs from base 102 to 2150 and encodes 682 amino acids. NCBI's taxonomy places the organism in Eukaryota, Metazoa, Arthropoda, Insecta, Diptera, Tephritidae. Gene Ontology annotation, biological process: arginyl-tRNA aminoacylation. Gene Ontology annotation, cellular component: cytoplasm. Gene Ontology annotation, molecular function: ATP binding; arginine-tRNA ligase activity. The transcript is spliced from 5 exons. The record is from RefSeq and is a predicted model, not a curated record.
UUGCUCCAUGUGGCUAUUUGAGUAAAGUUUUUCGUGUGCCAGUAAUUUGUGUUUAAUAUUGUUGAAGGAGUUAAUAAUAUUUGAAUUAACAAGGACACAAAAUGUCUUCGAUAGAAAAUGAAACAGCUGCGCUCAGCGAAAUGGAGCGUCUAACAGCCCAUUUGCGCACAGAAAUAGAAAAAACAAAACGUGGCGAGGGACUUGAAUUUGAAGAGGAUGAAGAGUACGCAAAGUUGCAAACCGAGAACACAAAACUCAAGCACCGGUUAGCGAUUUUGAAUAAGGCUAUUGCGGCAGAAAACAAUACCUUAGGUGUGGCUGCUGAAGUGACUACAAAAUAUCAACCUGCCGAAUUACCAGUUGCAGUAAACGAAAUGAUUUCAAUAACUGAACAUCUUGUGGAUUUAUUUACAAAUGCUAUUGCUUUGGCAUUCCCAGAGCUUGCCGGUACCCAAGCAAUCAUAUCACCGGUGAAUGCCAAUGCUGCUAAGUUUGGUGACUAUCAAUGCAACAGUGCAAUGUCACUUGCGAAGACAUUAAAAGCUGCUGGCGUAAAUAAAUCACCUAGGGAUAUAGCUAAUGAAAUUGUUAAGAAUGUUGUACAAUCGCCACUCGUAGCUAAAACCGAGGUCGCUGGUGCAGGUUUCAUCAACGUAUUCCUCCAAAAAGAUUAUGCAGUGCGCGCUAUUGAUACACUUUUGCGUAAAGGCGUUAACCCACCGGUUUGCCGGAAGCAACGCAUACUCGUUGACUUUUCUUCACCGAAUAUAGCAAAACAAAUGCACGUUGGUCAUUUGCGUUCAACAAUUAUAGGUGAGUCCAUAUGUCGUUUGCUCGAGUUUCUGGGACACGAUGUUCUGCGUGUCAAUCAUCUGGGGGACUGGGGAACACAAUUUGGUAUGCUUAUUGCGCACUUGGAAGAUCGCUUUCCCAAUUUCUUAAACGAAAGUCCACCUAUUGGUGACUUACAAGCCUUCUAUAAGGAAUCGAAAAAGAGAUUUGACGAAGAUGAAGCAUUCAAGAAGCGUGCCUACAAUUGUGUCGUACUUUUGCAAGGUGGUGACGCAAAUUCCACAAAAGCCUGGAAUCAAAUUUGCGAUGUCUCACGUCAAGAGUUCCAAAAAAUUUACGAUCGCCUAGAUGUAACACUCAAACCAAUCGGCGAGUCUUUCUAUCAGUCACGUAUGGUAGAAGUUGUCAAGUAUUUGGCAUCGAAAAAUCUACUUGAGGAAGACGAUGGUCGCAAAAUUAUGUGGGCUGACGAAAGCUCAUCGGGCAUACCUUUAACGAUUGUCAAGUCUGAUGGUGGUUUCACUUAUGACACAUCGGAUAUGGCUGCAAUUCGUUAUCGUUUGGAAGAACAAAAAGCUGAAUGGUUGAUAUAUGUUGUAGACUCUGGCCAGAGCACACAUUUACAAAAUAUUUAUCGUGCUGCUGAACGCGCGGGUAUAUUUAAUCCGAAAAUUCAUCGUGCUGACCAUGUGAACUUUGGCGUAGUGCUAGGAGAGGAUGGUAAAAAAUUCAAGACCCGUUCCGGUGAGACAGUGAAACUGUCUGAUCUCUUGGACGAAGGUUUAAAACGUGCGCUAGAUAAAUUAUUGGAAAAAGAGCGUGAUAAGGUGCUUACACCAGAAGAACUAAAAGCAGCACAAGAAUCUGUAGCCUAUGGUUGUAUCAAGUAUGCCGAUUUAAGUCACAAUCGUACAAAUGAAUAUGUGUUCUCCUUCGACAAGAUGUUGGAGGAUCGCGGCAACACGGCCGUAUAUCUACUAUAUGCAUUUACCCGCAUAUGCUCAAUUUCACGUAACUGUGGCGAGGACUUCUCCGACCUUGCUAAAAUACUGGAUAGUGGCACAGCUAUUGAUUUGGCACAUGAAAAGGAAUGGAAAUUGGCGAAGACACUAUUAAAGUUCCCCGAUGUGCUGGUCAAGAUUUCAAAAGACCUACUGUUGCACACGCUUUGUGAAUACUGUUAUGAAAUUUGUACUGUGUUCUCCGAAUUCUACGACAAUUGCUACUGCAUUGAGAAAAAUAAGAGUGGCGAAAUUGUCAAGGUCAAUCGAGGCCGCAUUUUGCUAUGCGAGGCUACCGCUGCGGUACUGAAACAAUGCUUCUAUAUUUUGGGCUUAAAGCCAGUUUCCAAGAUUUAAAAUGUUAAUUACUCACUUUAAUGUGCGUACUGUUCUACUACUGUAUACAUUUUUUACAAAGCAAGGCGUUUGAUAAUUCGAAAUGAAUAAAAAAAAUUAAAUCAAUACUGAA